AUGUCCGACCCAGUGGGAAACAUCCGCCACUGCUUUACCCCCCUUGCGGCAUACAUCGUCGAUACUCCCGAGGCGUGCAUGCUUGCAUGCGUGCGCGGCAAAACUUCUCCAUUUACACUGGCAUCUUAUCUCCAGUUCGGGGACAAUUUUCGUCACCCUGCACGUACACGUGCCAUCACGCUCGAGCAGCUCGCCAGCAUCAAUGUUGACCCCAACGACCUGGAAGGAUAUUUUGCCGCAUGCGCGGAAUUCCGGCUAAAUGGUGUCUUUGCACCUUUCUGGAAGGGAUGGCGGUUUAGCGAUCCUGCGAUCUUCCUUACACCUGAAGCUCUGCAUCACUGGCACAAACAGUUCUACGACCACGACGUGCAAUGGUGUCUUGCAGUUCUUGGAGUGCAGGAAUUCGAUUUCCGAAUCUCAAUACUGCAACCCGUCACUGGCUAUCGCCACUUCCCCAAUGGAAUCUCCAAACUGAAGCAGGUCACAGGCAGAGUCCACCGCGAUAUACAGCGCUAUAUUGUUGGAUUGAUCGCUGGUGCAGCCCCUCGUCGAUUUGUGGUCGCAAUUCGCGCUUUAAUGGAUGUCCGAUACUUAGCGCAGUCUCCCGCACCUGAUGACAACUUACUGGCGGCUAUUGACAGAUCACUUGCAAUCUUUCACGACAACAAAGAUGUCAUCAUGACACUAGGCGCUCGGAUGGGUGCGAAGAGAGUCAUCGAUAAUUGGCACAUACCCAAGCUAGAGCUCAUGCAGAGCAUCACCACUAGCUCGCGCCAAGUCGGUGCCCUCAUCCAGUGGUCCGCAGACGCAACUGAACAUGCGCACGUCUCUGAAAUCAAGGACCCAGCACGGCGUACUAACAACAACGACUACGAUCCCCAGAUCUGUCGUCACUUAGAUCGAGCAGAGAAACUGCAUCGUUUUGCAAUUGCUACAACUCUCAAGAGUCUUCCCACAGAUCCCGAUCUCCGUGAGGAUGAAGAGGACAGGGACGAGGACGAGGAAGGGGAAGGGAAUGAGGAAGAAAAUGACGAACUGAUGGAUCCACGAACUGCACUCUUAGAAGAACUAAAUCACACGCGCACCACUUCCAACUACUUCAACAAACUGAGAACGUUGGGGACUGCAAGGCGCGAUGAAAUUCCUCAGGCUCAUCCUCCUCGUACGUUCCUUGCUGGCAGUACCGCCGUUCAUCUUAACUGUUACCCCACCCGACUGGCUUGA
This is a messenger RNA of Suillus clintonianus, 1224 nucleotides long. RefSeq lists its product as uncharacterized. NCBI's taxonomy places the organism in Eukaryota, Fungi, Basidiomycota, Agaricomycetes, Boletales, Suillaceae. The transcript has a single exon. The coding region runs from base 1 to 1224 and encodes 407 amino acids. The record is from RefSeq and is a predicted model, not a curated record.